UCCAACUUCAGUUCACUCCGCGACGUUAAACGUAACGGACGUGCUCGCGCUCUGUUUAAUAAAAUAUACGUUUAGCUUACUGUACAAUCAUUAAACAUCAGCAUUCCUUAGAUAAUUAUACUGUGUAAUAUUAUUAGUGAACCUUAACCGAGUAACAUUGAUGCUUAAUAAGUACCAAGCUUCAUGAACUGUGAUCGUUAUUUUAACCGUUUCGAACUUUAAAUACAACGGUGAGAACGUGUGGUGUGAGGGAUCGAAAUGAGCGGAUUGACCAUCAGAGUGAAUAAAAGAGGAUCGAGGGGUAGUGACACUCUUCUCGAAGCAGCCAACAGGAUUCUCCGACUACUCGGCGUGAGCUCCACGAAGCGCGGGAAACAGCCCUCGCCCAAAACGAAGACGACCGGUGAAAUUCGGGCGCCCAUCGCGGCGGCGGAGUCCGCCGCCGAAUCUCCAGUCAAGAUGCAGGCGCAACCGGCCGCGGCGGCCAACAAACGCACCGCCAAUGACUACAUCUUUCGAAAACUGAUUGGCGAGGGUUGUUAUAGCACCGUGUUCUUCGCUACAGAUAUUCACACUGGGAAAGAAUAUGCAAUUAAAGUUUGCGAGAAACGUCAGAUUAUUAAAGAAAAGAAGAGGGAGUACAUAAAGAGAGAGAAAGACGCUUUGAACAUGCUGUUCAAUGUGCCACACGGUUUUGUCAAAUUAUAUUGUACUUUCCAAGAUGAUGAACGAUUGUACUUUGUGUUGUCUUAUGCCAAGAAUGGCGAAUUGUUGUCUUAUAUAAAUAAGGUUGGCUCUUUCGAGCUAAAUGUAGCUAAAUUUUAUGCCGCUGAGCUCUUAAUGGCCUUAGAAAGCAUGCACGCUAAAGGAAUCAUCCACCGAGACUUAAAACCAGAAAACAUUUUAUUGGACGAAAAUAUGCACUUACAAAUUGCGGACUUCGGUACAACAAAAAUUUUGGACCCGGAAGAGAUUUGUUCAGCACCUAAUAAGACUGAUGAUGACCAGACGUUGGCAGAGAAUGACAGACAAAAAAAGAUCAGUUUUGUCGGAACCGCACAAUACGUAAGCCCAGAACUGCUGCAUAACCGCGUGGACACGCGGGCCUCUGACCUCUGGGCCUUGGGAUGUAUUAUCUACCAGAUGAUCUCAGGACUGCCUCCAUUUCGUGGCUCCAAUGAGUUCCUUACCUUCCAGAAAAUACUUAAAUUGGACUACGAGUUCCCCGAAGGCUUUCCCGCCGACGCAAAAGACUUAGUUGAGAAGCUUUUAGUUUUGGAUUAUUCCAAGAGGAUUGGAGCUAACGAUACCGGAAAUACCUAUGAAAGCAUACGAAACCAUCCAUUCUUCGAAGGGAUCAACUGGGAUAAUGUCUGGACUCAGUCACCGCCAACUAUAUCCCCGUACUUGCCCGGCGGGUCUUUCGAAGAAGAAUAUCCUCUGGAUCACUUGGAGCCCGGCUUAGACCAAAACCAACUUGUGCGCCUGUGGAAGUUCGACUUAUCUACCUCAGAAGGAAUCUUAACCAUCAGUCCGGAAGAAAGGCGGCGUAGACUCGAAGCCCAAGAACGCGACAAUAAAUGGCACCAGUUCGUUGACGGAGAGCUGAUUCUAAAGCAAGGACUCAUCGAUAAGAGGAAGGGGCUGUUCGCGCGCCGACGCAUGCUCCUGCUGACCACCGGGCCGCGGCUCUUCUACGUGGACCCGGUCAACAUGGUGCUCAAAGGAGAGAUCCCUUGGUCACCGAAGUUGCGCGUAGAAGCAAAGAACUUUAGAAUAUUUUUAGUUCACACGCCAAACCGCACAUACUACCUAGAGGACCCAGAAUCAUACGCCCUAGAGUGGGCGCGAGUGAUCAACGAAGUUCGCAUCGGCACGUACGGGCGCGACACGACUUAAGCGCGCUGCCGGCGCCGCCGCGAGUCGCGCCCGCACCCGCACCCCGUGCUCCGAGCCCGCACCCCCGCCCCCUCCACGGCGGGUGCACAUAGGAUACAUUCUAGCCAUCGUUACGAUUACGAGCACGAACUAGCGAGGAAGCUUCAGUGACAUUGAAAGGUCUCGAAGGGAGUCGGCCACCGCCGGCCUCAGCGCCGCCGCGCGCCACAUAUGUUGAGAGCGCGCCGACGAGUGCCGCGACGACCGAACGCCCGCAGUCGAUCACGAUCGCUGUCGUUCCCGAACGACUGAUUCCUAAUAGUAUGUUCCGACUAAAUUAAAUUAUUACUCUCGAUUAAGUUCUUAUUUAAAAUGUGGAUUCACGAUUAUUUUAAUGUGAUUAUAUGUAAAUAUUUGUCUUAAAUUAUUAUCGCAAUCGCAUAGUUAUAGUGUAAUGUAGUGAAUAAUCGUGGGCCGUUAGAUUUCGAAGUAUACGGGCCCGUUGUAAGAAUGGAUUUGUAAUUCACCACCCGCGUGUUCACGAAGCCCAUUCCGGUUGGUAACUAGGCAAUUUUAGCUAAAUUAAUAUUAUUUAUUUUAAUUUAAUUUAUUUGCCAACGGAAUGCGACUGCUGUACAGUUAUAUAAAAAUUAGGAAAUUAUGGUUGGUACAUUUCUGCGACAGUAACGGCCGGUCGUAGGUUAUUCAUAUUAUGAAUCUACCAGUCGGUAUACGGCAAAUAUGAGUCGUUACGUCGGCUCUAGAAGUGGACCAACCGAGCGUAAGAAGGAUAGCUUCUUAGUAGCGGGGCCGGAACAGGGCGUAGGUAUACUGUGUAGCCCAGCACGCGCCACGCGCCAGGCACUAGGUGCUCGGCGACGGCGGCGGCGCAUACGCUGCGCCCGCGACCUUAGUAGCGGGGCCGGAACAGGGCGUAGGUAUACUGUGUAGCCCAGCACGCGCCACGCACCAGGUGCUCGGCGACGGCGGCGGCGCAUACGCUGCGCCCGCGACCUUAGUAGCGGGGCCGGAACAGGGCGUAGAUAUACUGUGUAGCCCAGCACGCGCCACGCGCCAGGCACCAGGUGUUCGGCGACGGCGGCGGCGCAUACGCUGCGCCCGCGACCUUAGUAGCGGGGCCGGAACAGGGCGUAGGUAUACUGUGUAGCCCAGCACGCGCCAGGCACCAGGUGUUCGGCGACGGCGGCGGCGCAUACGCUGCGCCCGCGACCUUAGUAGCGGGGCCGGAACAGGGCGUAGGUAUACUGUGUAACCCAGCACGCGCCACGCGCCAGGCACCAAGUGCUCGGCGACGGCGAAUGCGCUGCGCCCGCGACCUCCCCGCUUCUUCACUUGUGCAUCAUUUGCACUGUAAUCCUAAUGAUAAAACUUAGGGAAAGUAUACGGAUAAAAUCGCCUAAGGUCAACUAUUGUUUGUAACGAGUUAUUCGAUUAAAAUAUAUCGUAUAAUUUGUAAUUGAAAUUACUUAAUGAAGCUAAAUUGGUUUUAAAUGUUUGAAUUGUGUAUUUCGAGUACUAUUUUAUUGACAUGUGAGAUAUAUCAAACGCCACGAUAAUAAUAAAGCUAUGACCCAUAAUAUUGGCAAUUUGUUGUAAUGGCUUGUUUACUGUACCUAUAUGCCGACUUGCCUGAACUAUUGUAUAAUUAGGCUUUAUUGUAAAGGUCCAUAGUUCAAUUAUUGUAACUAUUGGUUUAGUAAAAGAAUAGGGUAAUUAAAGUAGUUCAAGCACUAGCCUUAUUUCUUUUGGUAAUACAUUGUACUUUAGACAAUGAAACACAAUAGUUGUCAGCGUUAUUGGACUUCUCCAUGACAUUGUUAAUUAUUAAUUCUGCAUUUAAACCUGUUAACUAUUGUAAUUAUAUUUUACAAUAUUUGUAUUGAUUAAAUUAUUUAAAAAGUAUCAGAAUAAUAAAAUGAAAAUAAAUUGCAAGUUGAUUUUUA
Messenger RNA from Cydia strobilella, 3842 nucleotides. RefSeq names its product 3-phosphoinositide-dependent protein kinase 1 (gene Pdk1). NCBI's taxonomy places the organism in Eukaryota, Metazoa, Arthropoda, Insecta, Lepidoptera, Tortricidae. The coding region runs from base 259 to 1899 and encodes 546 amino acids. The record is from RefSeq and is a predicted model, not a curated record. Gene Ontology annotation, molecular function: ATP binding; protein serine/threonine kinase activity. The transcript has 5 exons. Gene Ontology annotation, biological process: peptidyl-serine phosphorylation; intracellular signal transduction.